Molecule: messenger RNA, 1199 nt
Organism: Trachymyrmex septentrionalis
Lineage: Eukaryota; Metazoa; Arthropoda; Insecta; Hymenoptera; Formicidae
Product: actin-binding Rho-activating protein-like
Exons: 6
Coding region: 392-856 (154 amino acids)
Biological process (GO): positive regulation of Rho protein signal transduction
Molecular function (GO): actin binding
Source: RefSeq, a predicted model, not a curated record
UUACUAGCAUGCCUUGAGCAUUAGAUUUUCGAACGAUUCGCACGGUUCAGUUGGUUGUUAACGCGAUUAGGCGUGAACUGCGUUCUUGGUUGGGAAAAGUGCCGCGCAAAUGAAAUUCCGCGCGAUCAUUGUUCGUAUUUGCCGCGAGCGUCAUCAUAUCGAGGAAGUCCAACGAAACUGACAAACCGGAUAGCCUGAAAAUUAAAAUAUUGACAUGAAGAACGUCGAAUCGAGGGAAUCCAAUGAAUUCGGACAACUUAGGAGGGAAGGAGAAAGGCUUAGGAGAGGCAAUCAGGCCCCGGUGAAAAAACCUUGGGAAUCAUCAUAGCUUCAUUGCUGAUAAUUUCAUCCGCUGUGCAUCAGGUCGGAAUCUUUGGGAGCCAAGGUUGCUAUGUUCAACCAAUAUGCUGACAAACAUAGAGACAAGCAGAGCAAAAAUCCGUUCAGUUCUGGUUUGGAUAUCGAAAAGCCGAAAUUCUCGAAAGAAGAAUAUGGCAGACCAGAAGCAGGUUCUUUAUCCGAUUUACGCGGUCGCAAAGCGAACGCUCAUGUUUUGAAAGAAAUUCUGGAGCUUUGCGAAAUUAUUAGCCACGAAGGCACACCCUGUCGGGAUCAACCUGACGUAAUCGCCAUUACAUUUGGCGAUAUCUUUAACAUUUACACAAAUAUUAGCAACAAAUGUGUAGGAUUGUUGCUGAGAGCGAGGAAACAGAAGUUUUUAGAAUUCGAAGGCGAAUGUCUUUUUCAGAGAAGAGACGAUGACGUACCAAUAUUUCUAAUCAAAUCCAUCGAAGAAAUUCGUAAAGAAUAUAAUCAACGACUUGAGGAAAUCCGAAACAUUGAACUGGAUAGUUAAAUUAUCACUGUUUCUAUUAAUGUUAUCAUCAAAUGACAUUCGUGAUUGUCGUAAUCAAAGGAUCCAGUUUGACCUUUAUUUAUUCAUUUAUAUUUCACAGAAAGUAACACGGAUGACCAGUAUAAUAUGUAAUAAUUUGUAUUCAAUUCGUCGGUUCUGUAUAUUGAGAAUGAAUGAAUGCGGAUUGGUGUAAAUAUUUUUGCGAGUGGCGCAUGUGAGAUAUUUUAAUGUGACAUAAUGUAGAACGAUUAGCGAUUAAUACAAUUUUUAUAGAAAUAUUUUACUGAAACUGUUAAUUAUGUAAAUAUCUGGCGCAAAAAAUAAAUAAUUGGUAUCUCAUAUA